Messenger RNA from Apus apus (common swift), 2235 nucleotides. RefSeq names its product syntrophin gamma 1 (gene SNTG1). The transcript is spliced from 17 exons. The record is from RefSeq and is a predicted model, not a curated record. Bases 25 to 1578 code for a protein of 517 amino acids. Gene Ontology annotation, cellular component: dystrophin-associated glycoprotein complex; intracellular anatomical structure. Gene Ontology annotation, molecular function: structural molecule activity; protein binding. Lineage: Eukaryota; Metazoa; Chordata; Aves; Apodiformes; Apodidae.
AUAUCACUUGCUGUGCCAUAGCACAUGGAUUUCAGGACUGCCUGUGAAGAGACAAAGACAGGGAUUUGUUUGCUGCAGGAUGGUAACCAGGAGCCUUUCAAAGUGCGGCUGCACUUAGCCAAAGAUAUUCUGAUGAUCCAGGAGCAGGAUGUGAUUUGUGUGUCUGGUGAGCCUUUCUAUUCUGGUGAAAGAACAGUAACAAUUAGAAGACAGUCUGUAGGAGGAUUUGGAUUAAGUAUAAAGGGUGGAGCAGAACAUAAUAUUCCAGUGGUCAUUUCUAAGAUUUCCAAAGAACAAAGAGCGGAACUUUCAGGUUUGCUCUUCAUAGGAGAUGCAAUUCUACAGAUUAAUGGAAUUAAUGUGAGAAAAUGCAGGCAUGAAGAAGUGGUUCAGGUCCUUCGCAAUGCAGGGGAAGAAGUGACCCUAACUGUGUCCUUUCUGAAAAGAGCACCUGCUUUUCUCAAACUACCACUGAAUGAAGAUUGUGCAUGUGCCCCCAGUGACCAAAGCAGUGGCACAUCCUCUCCCCUGUGUGACAGUGGUUUGCAUCUCAACUACCAUCCCAACAAUACGGAUACAUUAUCAUGUUCCUCAUGGCCAGCAUCCCCAGGACUCAGGUGGGAAAAAAGGUGGUGUGAUCUCCGCUUAAUUCCACUUCUUCAUUCAAGGUUCUCCCAGUACCUUCCAGGAUCAGAUUUGUGCAGGCAAAAUGCGUUCCAAGUAAUUGCUGUGGAUGGAGUUUGCAGUGGAAUAAUUCAGUGUCUCUCUGCUGAAGACUGUAUUGACUGGCUACAAGCAAUAGCAAGUAACAUUUCCAACCUCACAAAGCACAAUAUUAAAAAAAUCAACAGGAAUUUUCCCGUAAACCAGCAGAUAGUCUACAUGGGCUGGACGGAAGAACGGGAACAGGACUCCCUUCAGGAUCGAAUGUACACACCAAAGUUUCUAGCACUGAGAGGAUCUUCCCUGUAUAAAUUUAUAGCACCUCCAGUCACAACCUGGGAUUGGACACGAGCUGAGAAAACAUUUUCAGUUUAUGAGAUAAUGUGCAAAAUUCUCAAGGACAGUGAUCUACUGGACCGGCGGAAACAUUGCUUCAGUGUCCAGUCUGAAUCUGGAGAAGAUCUUUACUUUUCUGUGGAAUUAGAGUCUGAUCUAGCACUAUGGGAAAAAGCCUUCCAAACAGCAACUUUUUUAGAAGUUGAACGGAUACAGUGCAAGACAUAUGCCUGUGUUUUAGAGAGUCAUCUUAUGGGACUCACUAUUGACUUUAGCAUGGGCUUUGUCUGUUUUGAUGCUGCCACAAAGGCUGUACUUUGGAGGUACAAGUUUUCCCAACUCAAAGGUUCUUCAGAUGAUGGAAAAAGCAAAAUAAAAUUUUUGUUCCAAAACCAGGAUACUAAACAAAUUGAAGCAAAGGAGCUGGAGUUUUCCAACCUGUUUGCAGUCCUUCACUGUAUCCACUCAUUCUUUGCAGCCAAAGUGGCUUGUUUGGACCCUUUGUAUGUAGGCAGUCAAGCCACAGCUUCUGCUGCUCCCACAACUUCUGGUACUGGCAAAUUAAAGUAUACCACUUGACAUCUCACAUUACUGCACUGCCACUUAACAGCAAGACGUAACAAUGUAUAGUCAUAAAAUGUAAACCUUUGGUGAACCAUGUAUGUGGAAACCAAUCCUGGAGGCAAAACAUCUUGCAGCAUCAGCAGAUAAAUGGUCACGUGGGAUCAUAAAUUCAUCUCUGUUCUGCAAGACAUCAGUAAAUAAUCCUAGUUGAAACCCCAGAAUAGGAUGGAUAUGCUUUUAGUAUGAUCUAUUUGUACUUACAUAGUGCUUUAAGCAACAUUGGAAGUGAAGGAAUAAAUGACAAAAUGAAGCACUUCAGUAUUUAAUAAAUUUUUCAAAUUCCUGUAAUAAUACACAAAUAGAAUUGUCAUUUUCCUGUUUUCAGAUGUUUUUUAUGACAAUAUGCUAAACUCUGAGUAUGAACUUAAUGCCCUAUCAUUAUGUUAUAAAUUGCAUAAGAGCAAGCAACGAGCAUAUAAUGCCUGGUGACAAGGAGAUAAGCUUGAAAAGACAUUUGUGUAAGUAUCUCCUCAAAUAAGAAAGCACUUUAAGCACUGUUGUAAAUCCAUACAUGACAUCAUGCUACUUUUUCUGUUUUGUUCUUUUAGUUUAACAGUAACAACAACAGCUAAGAGAUAGCCAUAUCAGACUAAUACAUUUUAAAAAGGAAAA